This is a messenger RNA of Zea mays, 1627 nucleotides long. RefSeq lists its product as uncharacterized. The record is from RefSeq and is marked provisional. The coding region runs from base 170 to 1219 and encodes 349 amino acids. The transcript is spliced from 3 exons. Lineage: Eukaryota; Viridiplantae; Streptophyta; Magnoliopsida; Poales; Poaceae.
CGUCUUCCUUCCCAGGGCCAGCGAGAGCUUCGUUGUUCCGGCGGGCAGUUGCAAGCAAACAACUGCCGCGCGCAUAACGCGCCAUUGAGGUAACUGGCUAGUGCUAGUCUCCCACCCUUUGCACGGCAGCUUGCUAGCUAGCAAGCUACAUACCUCGGGCGCGCGCGGCAUGGCGAGGCGGACGAGCGGCCCCAAGAAGAAGCUGAGGAGGGGCCUCUGGUCGCCGGAGGAGGACGAUAAGCUCGUCAACCACAUUGCCAAGUAUGGCCACGGCUGCUGGAGUUCCGUCCCCAAGCUAGCAGGUCUAGAGAGGUGUGGGAAGAGCUGCAGGCUGAGGUGGAUCAACUACCUCAGGCCGGACCUCAAGAGGGGAGCGUUCUCGCAGGAAGAGGAGGACCUCAUCAUCCAUCUCCAUUCCAUGAUGGGCAACAAGUGGUCUCAGAUUGCUUCGCAGCUGCCGGGGCGGACGGACAACGAGGUGAAGAACUUCUGGAACUCGUACGUCAAGAAGAAGCUCCGGCAGCGCGGGAUCGACCCGGCCACGCACAAGCCGCUCCCGCUGGCCGCCGAGGGCAUCAGCAGCCGCACGGCGGUGUUCAGCGACGCCGAGCUCAUCCUGUCGUCGUCGGCGGCGGCGGCGGCGGCGGGGCGGCACAUGCCGCCACCGCCAGUGGCGGCAUCGGCGGCGGAGAGCUACGUGUACAGCUACAGCCACAGCAGUGGCGGCGCGAGCGACGGCUCUCUGCAGUCGCUGUCGGGGUACAACAGCAACAGCAAGCAAACAGCUGCGGAUCACUUGGGUGCCGCAGCCGCAGCGGGGUACCUGCAGCAGGAGCAGGACCCAGCAGCAGCAGCAGCAGCAGCCGACGCGCUGCACUGCGGACCCUCCGGUGCCCCGGCGGUCGUUCUCCCGUCGGUGUCCAGCUCCAGCACGCUGAACUCGAUGGCUGGCCUAAGCCCCGCGGCCACCACCACCGACGAACAGUGCACCAACAACUGUAGCAGCUGCAGCUUCCACAGCGGGUUGGAGCCGUGGCUGGAGCUGGGCAGCACGAGCGGCUACUACGGCGCGGCGCUGGACGAGCUCAAGUGGUCCGACUACGUGUUCGACGGCGGCUACGGUGGCCAGCCGGGACAGGGCAUCUACGGCGACAGCAAGGACGCCGUGCAGUUCGUGGACGCCAACGCGCUCAGCAGCAGCAGUUGGUGCUUGAAUUGAUCCCCGUCGGUCGAUCCCAACGCGCUCGGCGGCGAGCAAUUAACUAAUCGGCCGGCCGCCAAUUCCAACUCCAUCUCCAGCACAGCAGAGACACACACUGAUACACGUGUGCAUGUGUUCCUACGUGCCUACCUACGAGGCUACGACUACGAUUGAUUGGUUGAUUGGUGAUACAUAAAGUAGCUCAUACAUGUUUGCAUUGGUGAGCUUCUUGUUUGUAAAUUCAAUUUUCGUCUUCUUUCGGAUUGGAUUACAGGGUUUGUUAAUUUUCCGGCGCGGUCGGUCGACAUGUAGAGAGUGCAUAUGGUGACGGUGAUUGGGGAGUGACGAGACAUACAUGUAAUGGAACAUAUAUAUAGAGAGAGAGAUUACAUAUAUAAUAAUAAUACAUAUUUAUUAUAUUUAUAC